Messenger RNA from Rubroshorea leprosula, 1304 nucleotides. NCBI's taxonomy places the organism in Eukaryota, Viridiplantae, Streptophyta, Magnoliopsida, Malvales, Dipterocarpaceae. The record is from the annotation of a GenBank genome assembly.
CAAAUGUUACAGUCCAUGAUGCCACAUAACCAACCUAGCUAUUGUUAAGCAAUAUAUUUUCAUAUUUUGUAUUCUUUAACUUAAUUUUAGAAUAUAUGUCCUGUAAUGCAGUAUUGUGGUGGUUCGCAAGGUAGACAAGGUUGCUGAUGCUGAUGCAUCUUCAUCUGAGUUUGUAUCUUGCAGGGCCACUGUAUCAUUAAUAACAUACAAUGGUUACUUCCAGGAGUACACCUUUAGUAUGAACAAUCAGAAUGAGUCUUCAUGGAGUUUGGAGUAUGAACUUAACCUUCUAAGUACAAUCUCUGAUACUGCAAGAUCUUAAAUCUUGACUAAAGUCACAGAACAAGAUCCAGCUUGCAUGUCCAAGUUACAAUCUACAGCUGUUGACACAGCUCCUGACAUAACUUCACAAAUAAUGAAAAAUCAGCUCUGUGGUUAAUCCUGCAGUAUCAGAGCCUUGACUACAGGUGGUGCAGGUGGUGAAAGAGUCGAUGCCAGACCUGUAAUAUGCAAAGGCAAGUCAUAUAUAUUCAUAAUAUAUGUUCAAGUCAGACCUGUAAUAUGCAAAGGCAAGUCAUAUAUAUUCAUAAUAUAUGUUCAAGUCAGAUUUGCAUGACUCAGAAUUAUAUAUUUACCAUGUACUUUGGGCAACUACUCUCAGAUAUGUUUAAACGUUUCUAAAGAUUAAAUGACUACUGAGUGAUUGUAUCUUUCAGUGUUGUGUGAAAUGUAUUUAAGAUCUCAAACGGCCAGACCGAAACAACCCAAAACAACUGAUUCUAGGAAUAAUGGAAACCUUGUUGUCCAUGCCUUCUCUUCUUCUCUUUAUCUUUACUGUUAUAACCUUUCCAUCCCUGCAACAACGAUGGUAACAUCUAUUCGGGUAGCCGUUAAACUCAUCCGCCGUAAUACCAUCGAUUCCCCUUACCAUAGUCUGAAGGAAAACGUCACAUACCUCAUGGAACGAGCCAUGAGAGCUUCGAUGGCACAUUUUAGAAGAACUUUAGCCAUGGAUGAUGAUAUUUAUGCCGACGUUCUUCCUAAUACCGACAAUUUCAUGUUUACUGUGAACCUGUCCAUUGGACAGCCACCUAUCUCUCUAUUCACUGCCAUGGACACGGGAAGCAGCCUUCUAUGUGUUAAAUCAACGCUCCCCUUUCCAGCAAUGUUCCCGACACUAUUUUCCAAUAUUUGACCCUACAAAAUCGUCCACUUUUGCUGACUUGCCAUGCAAUUCUGAGAAUUGUUCCCGACGCCGCACUUUUAAUUGAUUCAACCAAUGUAAAUAUAGGCAGUGGUACGUC